Molecule: messenger RNA, 1931 nt
Organism: Archocentrus centrarchus (flier cichlid)
Lineage: Eukaryota; Metazoa; Chordata; Actinopteri; Cichliformes; Cichlidae
Gene: smarcd3b
Product: SWI/SNF related BAF chromatin remodeling complex subunit D3b
Exons: 14
Coding region: 225-1721 (498 amino acids)
Source: RefSeq, a predicted model, not a curated record
UCCUGGCUCUGGCUCCAUCCCCGGCUCGGCGUCCCACAGGCCAGCGCUAAUAAGUCGCCUAGCUGUCCAGUAAUGGGGGAGUGAUCGGGGGAGACGCUGCUGCUGUGUGAAAGCCGUGAGGAAGUUGAGGGGAAGCUCCACGCCGCGCCGGACCGGACAGCUCCACAGAGACACAUCCUACAGUUGCUGUUGUUGAGUAGCCCUAAAAAAAAAAGCGCAUAGUGAUGGAGAGAAAGCGUCCUGGCAUGCCGUCUGGAGCGAGGAUGCCCCACCAGGGAGCUCCCAUGGGCCCCCCCGGCCCACCGUACGGAGGGAGCCCGGCGGUGCGACCCGGCCUGCCCUCUCCGGUGAUGGAGCCCAGUCGUAAGAGGCCUGCCCCCUCCCAGCAGGUCCAGCAGCAGCAGCAGCAGCAACAGCAGCAGCAGCAGCAGCAACAGCAGCAGGCUGUCCAGAACCGUGCCAGAAAGAAGCCAGUCGGAUUCCCCGGAGCCAAUGAGAUGCCGGCGAGGCAGAUGGACAUGAGAGAGCCCCAAUCAGAUCCCACGCUCGGAUCAAAUGCUAAGAGAAGGAAAAUGGCAGACAAGAUUCUUCCGCAAAGGAUCCGUGAGCUGGUCCCAGAAUCUCAGGCCUACAUGGACCUGCUGGCAUUUGAGCGCAAGCUGGACCAGACCAUCAUGCGGAAACGUGUGGACAUCCAGGAGGCCCUGAAGAGGCCGAUGAAGCAGCAGAAACGUAAACUGAGGCUCUACAUUUCCAACACCUUCAACCCUGCCAGACCUGACGCAGAUGACUCCGAUGGCAGCAUUGCGUCAUGGGAACUGCGAGUAGAGGGGAAGUUGCUGGAUGAUCCGGGGAAGCAGAAGAAGAAAUUCUCUUCGUUCUUCAAGAGCCUGGUGAUCGAGCUGGACAAAGACCUGUACGGCCCCGACAACCACCUGGUCGAGUGGCACCGCACACCCACCACCCAGGAGACGGACGGCUUCCAGGUGAAGCGGCCGGGAGAUGUGAGUGUGCGCUGCACUCUGCUGCUGAUGCUGGAAUACCAGCCUCCUCAGUUUAAGCUGGACCCUCGCCUGGCUCGCCUGCUCGGUAUUCACACUCAGACUCGCUCCUGCAUCAUCCAGGCCCUCUGGCAGUACGUGAAGACCAACAAGCUCCAGGACUCACACGACAAGGAGUACAUCAACUGUGACAAGUAUUUCCAACAGAUUUUCGACUGCCCUCGACUGAAGUUUUCUGAGAUCCCCCAGCGCCUCACCAACCUCCUCCUGCCCCCUGACCCCAUCGUCAUCAACCACGUUAUCAGCGUGGACCCCAAUGACCAGAAGAAGACGGCCUGCUACGACAUCGACGUGGAGGUGGACGAUCCCCUGAAGAGCCAGAUGAGCAGCUUCCUUCUCUCCACCGCCAACCAGCAGGAAAUUGCCUCACUUGACAACAAGAUCCAUGAGACCAUCGAGUCCAUCAACCAGCUGAAGAUCCAGAGGGACUUCAUGCUGAGUUUCUCCAGAGAUCCCAAGGGCUACAUCCAGGAUUGGCUCAAAUCCCAGAGCCGAGAUCUUAAGCUAAUGACAGACGUGGUAGGGAACCCUGAAGAGGAGAGGAGGGCGGCGUUCUACCAUGAACCCUGGUCCCAGGAGGCCGUCAGCCGCUAUUUCUACUGCAAGAUCCAGCAGAGGAGGCAGGAGCUGGAACAGGCCCUAGCGGUCCGCAACACCUAAACAAAGGCCCUCCUGGAUUUCUGCAUCUGAUUUCAGAGGCGUUCAUGUGUGUGUGUGUGUGUGUGUUUGGAUGUGUGUGUGUGUGUGUGUGUGUGUGUGAGGCCAUGGCUGAUGUCUGGUGAAUCCUUAAACCUCUACAGACUAAGGGAGGCUUCAUCUCAGCAGUGACUAAUCAAUUUCUUAGCAGUGUUUUGAAGUUAAAUCAGCUGA